This is a messenger RNA of Melopsittacus undulatus (budgerigar), 1179 nucleotides long. It is a transcript of the gene AGXT, whose product is annotated as alanine--glyoxylate aminotransferase. The coding region runs from base 1 to 1179 and encodes 392 amino acids. Gene Ontology annotation, molecular function: L-alanine:glyoxylate transaminase activity; L-serine:pyruvate transaminase activity. The record is from RefSeq and is a predicted model, not a curated record. The transcript has 11 exons. NCBI's taxonomy places the organism in Eukaryota, Metazoa, Chordata, Aves, Psittaciformes, Psittaculidae. Gene Ontology annotation, cellular component: peroxisome.
AUGGCCUCCAACCUGCUCCACAUCCUCCCACCCCAGCGGCUGCUCCGGCCCCUGGCCGUGCCAGAGAGGCUGCUGCUUGGGCCGGGACCCAGCAAUGUGCCCCCCCGCAUCCUGGCUGCAAGCAGCCGGCAGCUCCUCGGCCACAUGCACCCCGAGGUGCUGCAGGUGAUGGAUGACAUUAAGGUGGGUAUCCAGUACGCCUUCCAGACACAGAACAAGCUGACCCUGGCUAUCAGUGGCACUGGCCACUGUGCCAUGGAGGCUGCCUUCCUCAACCUGGUAGAGCAUGGCGACACAGUGCUGGUGGCUGUCAAUGGCAUCUGGGGACAGCGUGCGGCCGACAUCGCCAGGAGGCUGGGAGCCAGUGUACAUGAGCUGCUGAAGCCCCCAGGCGAGUACUUCACUCCCUGGGACAUCGAGGAGGGCCUGAUACAGCACAAGCCCUCAGUGCUCUUCAUCACCCAUGGCGAGUCCUCCACAGGGGUGCUGCAGCCACUGGAGGGGCUGGGCAAGCUGUGCCACCGGCAUGGCUGCCUACUGCUUGUGGAUGCUGUGGCAUCACUUGGGGGAGCCCCCAUCUUCAUGGACCAGCAAGAGAUCGACAUCCUGUACUCGGGGUCUCAGAAAGUCCUUAAUGCACCCCCUGGAAGCGCACCCAUCUCGUUCAGUGAGCAAGCCAGGGAGAAGAUUCUAAGGAGGAAGACAAACCCUCCAUCGUUCUACCUGGACAUGCGUUGGCUGGCAAACUACUGGGGCUGUGAUGGAGAGGCGCGAAGGUACCACCACACGGCUCCAAUCAGCAGCUUCUUCAGCCUACGGGAAGGCUUGGCCAUGCUGGCAGAGCUGGGUCUGGAUAACUCCUGGGAACUCCACCGGGUCCACUGUGCCCAGCUGUGCCAGGGGCUGCGUGACCUGGGGCUUGAGCUCUUUGUGAAGGAGGAGGUGACGAGACUUCCCACCAUCACCACUGUUAGGGUGCCUGAGGGCUAUGACUGGAAGGAGAUCACAGCCUUUCUCAUGGACAACCAUGCAAUCGAGAUCUCUGGGGGCCUGGGCCCCUCACUAGGCAAGGUCCUGCGGAUCGGCCUCAUGGGCUGCAACUCGACCAGCAGGAAUGUGGACCGUGUGCUGCAUGCCCUGCGAGAUGCCCUGAGGUGCUGCCGCCGCAGCAGGCUGUAA